Messenger RNA from Acanthamoeba castellanii str. Neff, 660 nucleotides. RefSeq names its product glutathione stransferase. Gene Ontology annotation, molecular function: glutathione transferase activity. Bases 1 to 660 code for a protein of 219 amino acids. Gene Ontology annotation, biological process: glutathione metabolic process. The record is from RefSeq and is a predicted model, not a curated record. NCBI's taxonomy places the organism in Eukaryota, Discosea, Longamoebia, Acanthamoebidae. The transcript has a single exon.
AUGUCCACCAGCACCGUGACCAAGCCCACCCUCACCUACUUCCACCUGUUGGGUCGCGCCGAGCUGCCUCGCGCUCUGCUCGAGGACGCUGGCGUUGACUACGACUUUGUUGCCGUCACCAACUGGCCCGAGAGCAAGGCCCAGCUGAUUGCCGAGGGCAAGCUCGCCUUUGGCCAGUUGCCCCUCUAUGAAGAGCCUGGCCUGACCCUCGUCCAGACCACGGCCAUCGCUCGCUACCUGGCGCGCAAGCACGGCUACAAUGGCACCAACGCCCACGAGGAGGCCCUCAUCGACCAGGCCAGCGAAGGUGUCGGCGACGUGCUCACCAGCCUCGUCAAGACCCUCUUCUUCACGCCGGCCGAGCAGCUGGCCGAGGCCAAGGAGAAGCUGGUCAAGGAGACCCUGCCAGGCCAGCUGGCCAACUUCGAGAAGCUGCUCGAGAAGAAUGGCAACAGCGGCUACCUCGUGGGCUCCAAGCUGAGCUACGCUGACCUGAGCCUGUGGGCGGUCGUGCGCCUGCUCGUCAGCAGGAUCGAGGGCACCAGCGAGGAGUCGCUGCUGGGCUCCUUCCCGGCAGUGAAGAAGCUCUUCACCACCGUGUCGGAGAGGGAGCGCCUCAAGGCCUACGUCGCGCGCGAUGUCUACGCCAAGCAGCAGUGA